Phascolarctos cinereus (koala) is the source of this 1904-nucleotide messenger RNA. It is a transcript of the gene LRG1, whose product is annotated as leucine rich alpha-2-glycoprotein 1. The record is from RefSeq and is a predicted model, not a curated record. Gene Ontology annotation, molecular function: protein binding. Lineage: Eukaryota; Metazoa; Chordata; Mammalia; Diprotodontia; Phascolarctidae. Gene Ontology annotation, cellular component: plasma membrane.
UGGCUAGGGAUUCUACAGGAGCGUCUCCUGCCUGCCCCACCUACCUUUGUAUAAAGUCUCUACCGCAGGAAGGCUCCAGCAAGAAAAGCCAGUGAGCAGUAGCUGAACAGACAGACGCUAUGUUCUCCUAUAAUUCAGAGCCUGGCCGAAGCCCGGCUGCCUGUGGCACGGCUAGUUCUCUAGCCAUGCAACUGCUGCUAUUCCUUCUGCUCUUCCCAUCUCUUGGGCAAGGGGUUCCUCAGUGCCCCAAGGCCUGCAACUGUACCUUGCCAGUCAAUGGCACAUCAGCCACCUGCGGUCCCCUGGACAGCUUCCCCAGAGGCCUUCCUGUGGAUACUACUUAUGUCUUUAUAGAAUAUACCAACCUCUCACAGCUCUCAAGUGACACCCUCAAGGGCCUCCCUAAUCUCAAGGAAUUGCACCUCGCUGGCAACAGGAUUGACAACUUGAGCUCUCAGCUCCUGACACUCACACCCACCCUGAAGGUGCUGGACCUGACAGGUAACAACCUGUCUGAGCUACCCAGUGGACUCUUCAGAAACUCGGCAGCCCUCCACUCCUUGGUACUGAAAGGAAACAGACUACAGACUCUUAAGGCAGACUGGCUAGAGGGAUUGGUGGCCUUGAACUGGCUGGAUGUAUCUGCGAACCAGCUCCAGAGGCUGCCCCCAGACCUGCUCCUCAACCUUACUGCCCUGCAUAUCCUGGACCUAUCUGAUAACAUGUUGCUGGAGCUGCCCCGCAAUCUGCUGAAGGGCCUCCCCAACCUGGAAAGGCUUCACCUGGAGGGUAACCAACUCAAGACUCUGGCCAAGGGCACCUUUUCUGUUACACCACACCUAUGUUACCUUUUCCUCCAGGGAAACAGGUUAAGCAACCUGCCUUCCAGCAUCUUCAGCACCCUGGGUGAGCUGGAUAUGAUUGACCUGUCCAACAACUCGCUGGCACAAGUCCCUGACGGGCUGUUGGAUAAGAUGGGCCAGAUGAGGGUUGGAUUUGAUCUCUCAGAAAAUCCUUGGAAAUGUGAUGAGAAGCUAUGUGGUCUCUACCAUUGGCUUUUGAACAACCAGGACAGAAUGUUCUUCAAGAGUAAGACCCGCUGUGAUAGCCCCGAAGACCAAGCAGGCCAGAUGCUCCUGGAGGUGGCUAAGAAAACAGUCUGCCCCAAGCAGUAGGUGCUAGGGGACACAACACAAGGCUCUACCUUCUCAACUUUGUCAUCUACACAUCCCCCUACAUACUCAGCAGCCUGAACUCACACCCCAGCGUGACACCCAGGCAAAGCUUUACCAAAGGCUCUCCCCUUGCCCACAGCCCCUGAGCCCUUGAACCUGACAGACCCAGAAUCCCCAUAGCCCAUGCUCCCCUGUCCCCAAAUCUUCCACUACCCUCCUCUAUCCUGAACUACAAAGAUUCCAUCAAUACUGAUUGAGCAUCUCUUGCAUGGUACUCCAAAGCCUGAUCAGUAAGCAGGAUUGCUUUCCUCUUCCAUUUUAAUUGAAAAUGUAAGUCAAGGAAAUAAUGUAAAAGGACCUAUCUGGACCUGUCUGAUAACAUGUUGCUGGAGGUGCCCCCCACCAUCUGCUGAAGGGCCUCCCCCUUCUGGAAAGGCUUCACCUGGAGGGCAACCCGCUCCAGACUCUGGCAGAGGACACCUAGGAAAAACUGUAAGGAAAAAGUCAUAGAGAUAAAGGGAGAUUAUUGAGGGAUAGUUCUUACUCAUUUGGCCAUUUGUAUUCUUAAGGAGAUGGUGUCUCCAUGGAAACAUUUGGCCCAAACAUCUUCACCUUUUUUUAGGGGCUAGGAGUCAUGUUAGAGACUUUCAGAGAGGCAGGUUUCUGUGCAAUUAUAUUGUGAGCUCCUUGAGGGCAAGGACAGUCUUUUGCCUCUUUUUGUAUCCCCUG